Pangasianodon hypophthalmus (striped catfish) is the source of this 3465-nucleotide messenger RNA. RefSeq names its product leucine-rich repeats and calponin homology (CH) domain containing 1 (gene lrch1). Gene Ontology annotation, molecular function: protein binding. Bases 143 to 2395 code for a protein of 750 amino acids. NCBI's taxonomy places the organism in Eukaryota, Metazoa, Chordata, Actinopteri, Siluriformes, Pangasiidae. The record is from RefSeq and is a predicted model, not a curated record. The transcript has 21 exons.
UCAGUGGAAAACACUGCGCAGUCGCGUGCAGCACGACGGCGGAGGCAGGACUGGCUCUCUCUCGCGCGCUCUUCUUCAAGGGGGACGUUUCUCGGAGCCUCGUCGUUCUUGUUGAUUUCCGCCGGUGGCGGCUGAGGCGAUUAUGGAGGCGGUGACCGGCGCGGCGGCGCCCAGGGUGGUGGGCGCGAGCCGCGGCGUGGAGCGCGCGCUGGAAGAGGCGGCGGGCUCGGGCUCGCUCAACCUCAGCGCGAGGAAGCUGAAAGAAUUCCCGACCGCGGCCGCGCACUACGACCUCAGCGACACGGUGCACGCAGAUCUUUCAAAGAAUCGUUUGACGGAAGUUCCUCCUGAAGUGGCGCGUCUCGUUUCGUUGGAAACGCUGAACCUUUAUCACAACUGUAUCAAAAGCAUUCCUGACUCCAUCAUCAGCCUGCAGUCUCUCACAUCAUUAAAUAUCAGUCGCAACCAGCUGUCGGUGUUGCCGGUGUGUGUGUGUGGUCUUCCUCUGCGAGUCCUCAACGCCAGCAACAACAAACUCAAUGCUCUGCCGGAAAGCAUUGGCCAGCUCACCAACCUCAUGGAACUGGAUGUGAGCUGUAAUGAGGUCACGGCUCUCCCGCGCCACAUCGGACGGCUCAAAGCUCUACGAGAGCUCAACGUGCGCCGGAACCUUCUGUGUGUCCUGCCCGAAGACUUGGCAGAUCUACCUCUGGUAAAGUUUGAUUUCUCCUGUAAUAAAGUUUCCACUAUUCCCAUCUGCUACCGCAAAAUGACUCAGCUACAAUCACUACAUCUAGAGAACAACCCACUACAGAGCCCCCCAGCACAGAUUUGUAUAAAGGGGAAGGUUCACAUAUUUAAGUACCUCGCCAUGGAGGCGUGUCGCAGCGACAAGAUGGCCGACGCGCUCUACCUGCCGGUUAUGGACCACCUCAGCUUAUCGCGUCCCACCACUGGCAGUACGGAGGACAUUGAUCAACAUAGGAAACUCGACAGUGACUCUGGGGUGGGAAGCGAUAAUGGGGACAAACGCCUUUCUGCCACAGAGCCAUCAGAUGAGGACAGUCUGAGUCUAAAUGUUCCUAUGUCCAACAUCACAGAAGAGGAAGGAAUAUGUAAAGAUGACUCCAUCGAGCAUAUCAGUUCCCUGACAGCAGACCAAAGCCCCUCUGACCCAGGACAGUUUGGCUACAGAGAUUCUGCCUAUACUACUCGAUUCGUCAACUACAUCAAGGGUCGAGGUGUUGACUUCGACGAGCCCCUCAGAAUUGAGGAAGACGGUAACUGGGCAGCUGAGCAGUCGUCAAAGGUUAACCUGAUCAGCCCACUGAAAGAGGCUGUGGAGCUGUUGCAGAAUCCUAACAGGGUGAACAUGAGCUCAGCUGAUUUGGCGGGAAUUAAACUCUACCCAGUGGAAAUGGUCACAGUGGACGAAUCUCUUAACGGUCAGGAGAGUGAAGACGGCCAGACAACGCCUAAGGACGGUCCGGAUGAAGGCUGGGAGUUCCAGAGGAAGAGGCAGUAUAUUCUCAAACGGGCUCGGCUGGAGGCCCAGCUUGCGUGCCAGCAGUACACCUUCUAUGUGGCUCAAAAGGGUGAGAUGAUUUGUCAGGAGAAGACAGAUGACGGUCGAGCAGAGCAAGAGAACAGUGAAGCCCAGAGCCCAGUGUAUUCACCUCCAUUCGGCUUGAAGCCCCGAUCAGCUCCGCCCUCUGUCCCUUGCUUGCCUUUGUCCAUCAAUAGAGACACGCCCAGUAAGCCACAUGAUGGAUGUAUUCAGAGCAGUGUUUUCCUGAGAACUCCUAAGAGUCUGGAAUCAGUGGAUCCUCAGUUCACCAUGAGGAGGAAGAUGGAGCAGCUCAGAGAGGAGCUGGAACUCACGGAGCAGCUACGAGAGAGCAUUGAGAGCAGACUGAAGGUUGUGCUUCCUGAAGAUCUCGGCACUUCGCUCAUGGAUGGGGUGGUGCUCUGUCAUCUAGCCAAUCACGUCAGACCACGCUCGGUCGCUAGCAUCCACGUUCCUUCUCCAGCAGUACCCAAGCUCAGUAUGGCUAAAUGCCGCCGGAACGUCGAGAACUUCCUGGACGCUUGCAGGAAGAUUGGUGUUCCCGAGUCAUCUCUCUGUUCGGCAUACGACAUACUUCAGCGUUCGCUGAGGCCGGUCUGGGGCACGGUCCGAGCCCUGGUGUCACUGGAGAGCAAGCGAUUGAAGGACAAAGAUGGAGGGAUGGCUGGAGAAAUGGCGGAAAGAGAAAAAGUGGAAAGCGAGAGCCUCAGUCCCUGUCAGGAUCAGUCCGCUCCCUGGCAUAUCUGGGAUCUGAUUGGCUCGAGUUUGGUGCAUCUGUUCUGCCUGCUGCUUCUGUUUGGGGCCUACACCUGGAGCGAACUGACAUAACACACAUUCUCACACUCUGCAUCACACAUACACACACACACUAAUACACAAUCUGUGGAUAGCACAUGCAAGUACCCUGAAUUCACACCAUCCAUUCAGUCUACAUUGCACAAGUUCCAUUCGUGCCAUUGGCACAACAGCAUUAAAACAAAAAAAAACAAGCAAACAAACAGCCAAUGCAGUAAAACAUGAUAAGAGAUCGUCUUUUUUCCGGUUAUCUAUGAGUGUAAUUAGCAUAUAAAUAUUCUGUUAUGCAACUGCAGGCUGCACAAUCAUGAUAUCAUUGUAGAUUCUGGUUAAAACAAAGUUGACAGCGAAUAAAAAGUGGAAGUGUGGAGUCUGUAUACACUGAGUUUACACGUCACUCGCAAGGACAGUAGAAAUAAAAAUAAGCACUGCAGGACACAUGGACUCUCCUGUAACGGAGUCUGAAAUGGAAGCUUGUGUGGCCAGUCCAUACUCUCCAAACCAGACGUUUACUUUAGCUCACUUACACAUGCGUUUUGUCAUUGCAUUAUUAUCAUUAAAAAAAAUUCCCACUUAAAUAUAGUUGAUCAGCCAAGAACUUGGGAGUGUAUCAUUCCUGCGAGACAGUUCAAUGCUCGAUACUUGAUUAAAGCUACAUAGAUAUAGCCAUUGAUUCAAAUCAGAGAUAUUGAUGUUAUAGUGUGAUUUAUUGUGACUGACAGUGCAGAGGCCACACCUCCUUCAUUAUGACUAACAGUGCAGAGGCCACACCUCCUUCAUUAUGAUCGACAAAUACAGAGGCCACACCUCCUUCAUUAUGACUGACAAAUACAGAGGCCACACCUCCUUCAUUAUGCCUGACAGUGCAGAGGCCACGCCUCCUUCAUUGUGACUGAUGAAUACAGAGGCCACACCUCCUUCAUUGUGACUGAUACAGUGGCCAUGCCUCCUUCAUUAUGCCUGACAGUGCAGAGGCCACACCUCCUUCAUUAUGACUGACAAAUACAGAGGCCACACCUCCUUCAUUAUGACUAACAGUGCAGAGGCCACACCUCCUUCAUUAUGAUCGACAAAUACAGAGGCCACACCUCCUUCAUUAUGAC